GGAGUCCUUGCUGUCCCGUGGAUCCCGUCGUUGGAGGCUCCUGGAAUUUCGGAAGUCAAGGUCAGAUUGGAGGACCGAAGACAGUUUGGAGACCGCCGAGUGAAUCGAAGAAGGUCGAGAGGAGGACCAAGAGGAUCUUCUGGUUGGCUUUGGAAGGAGUCCCUGGAAGAGUUCAAGGAUUAGUUUUAAGCAUAAGUGAAGUGAUUGAUGAGCUGGUGAGGAGAAGGAGGAGCUAUGGCGACUCAUUCUGCAUACGAUUAUGAGGACAGGGGCCAGAGGAUGCGACACAGGGUGGGCACCACGUCCAGGGCUGCUGACUCCACCGUAGCCUGCACCAGUAACCAGUACUACGUGGGCCCCAGCAGCGACAUCAGCGAGGAGGAUCUAGCCGAGCUACCGUCUUGCGUUUACGCUGGAAGAUCGUCUCAGCACGUCGCUCACGCAUCCUCGCACACGCACUCGCCUCUGCACUACCACAUGCCUGUCUCCACACCUGAUCACGAGACGGACAUGAACGGCGUGGAGGAGGGUUAUUACCCAAACGGCAGCCCUUACAGAAUCCAACGACACGCUGCCAACAUACGCGAGAGGAAACGCAUGCUGAGCAUCAACUCGGCUUUCGACGAGCUCAGAGUUCACGUACCAACGUUCCCAUACGAGAAGAGGCUGUCGAAGAUCGACACCCUUCGCCUGGCGAUAGCCUACAUCGCUCUCCUGCGGGAAGUCCUGGCUGCGAGACUCGACCCGCUCACUUACGUCGAGAGGUGCCUUAGGGGAGAAAUAAAUGGCGAACGUGCCGAAUGGAACACGAGUGGUUGGUACCAAUUCCAUUUUUCACUGAUAUAAUGAUCCUAGAAAAAC
Molecule: messenger RNA, 861 nt
Organism: Hylaeus volcanicus
Lineage: Eukaryota; Metazoa; Arthropoda; Insecta; Hymenoptera; Colletidae
Product: basic helix-loop-helix transcription factor amos-like
Exons: 4
Coding region: 235-846 (203 amino acids)
Biological process (GO): regulation of transcription by RNA polymerase II; developmental process
Molecular function (GO): RNA polymerase II transcription regulatory region sequence-specific DNA binding; DNA-binding transcription factor activity, RNA polymerase II-specific; protein dimerization activity
Source: RefSeq, a predicted model, not a curated record